Numida meleagris (helmeted guineafowl) is the source of this 1817-nucleotide messenger RNA. RefSeq names its product zinc finger with UFM1 specific peptidase domain (gene ZUP1). Bases 1 to 1641 code for a protein of 546 amino acids. Gene Ontology annotation, cellular component: nucleus. Lineage: Eukaryota; Metazoa; Chordata; Aves; Galliformes; Numididae. The record is from RefSeq and is a predicted model, not a curated record. Gene Ontology annotation, biological process: regulation of gene expression. The transcript is spliced from 10 exons.
AUGUCGGUGUGCGGUAUAUGCGGACAGGUGCUGUCCUCGGAAGUGGCGGCGCGGCGGCACGUGCGUCACGCCCACCCGGACCGCCAGCCUCGCUGCCCGCUCUGCGGCGCCGCCGCCUCGGGCUACGAGGAGCUGCAGCAGCACGUGGAGGCCGCCCACCCGGAGCCCGAGCCGCUGCCCGGCGCCCGCCGCCCCGAGCUAGAGUGCCCCUUCUGCGGGGAGGCGGCGGGGAGUCAGCUGGAGGCGCACGUCAGGGCGCGGCACGGGCGGCUGCUGGGCGCAGACUGUAGAACGUCACGGUGUAAUCGACUGCAUGACACAGAGGAUGUUGAACAACUAUAUGAAUGUCCAAUAUGUGGUCUUACCUGUACAAACAUUCAGAUUCUCGAGGAACAUGUGGAUUUACACUUAGAGGAACACAACUUUCCAGAAGGUGGAAGCAGUGGAGAUCUAGAACUGGCUCAGCGGCUUCAAACUGAAGAAGACAAACAGCAGAGACUUGAAGAAGAGAAGCGAGAGAAGGAAGAAUUUAAAAAGCUACAGAGACAAUAUGGUUUGGAUAGUUCUGGAGGCUACAAGCAGCAAUUCCUAAAUAAUAUGGAAAGAGAAGUUAAUAGAGGAAGGAUGGAGCCCUUUGAAUAUCACAAGAGAAAAGCCGAUAUGAUGGAAUGUUUGGCUUUUGGUAUAGAUGAUGGGAAAACAAAAACCUCAGGCAUCACUGAAGUAUUGUGCAAGUACUACCAGAAUGAAAACAAAGAUGUGAGGCGUGUAUGGCUUUCAGCAGGAGUAGAUCACUUCCACUCAUCUCUGGGGGACAAAGGCUGGGGUUGUGGUUACAGGAAUUUCCAAAUGCUCCUUUCCUCACUGUUGCAAAACAGCUUGUAUGAUGACUGCUUGAGAGAUACUGCACUAAUUCCUAGCAUACCGAAGAUUCAGUCCAUGAUCGAAGAUGCUUGGAAAGAAGGCUUUGAUCCUCAUGGGGCAUCUCACUUCAACGGCCGAUUAUGUGGUUCUAAGGCGUGGAUAGGAGCAUGUGAAAUUUAUUCGCUGUUAACCAGUCUCAGGAUAAAGUGCCAAAUUAUCGAUUUUCACAAACCGACUGGUCCCAUGGGUACACACCCUCGCUUAUUUGAGUGGAUUUUACGUUACUAUUCUACAGAUAGUGAAGGUGCUGCAAAGGUAGUGUGCACUUCCAGGCCACCUAUCUACUUGCAACAUCAAGGUCAUAGCCGUACUGUUGUAGGCAUAGAAGAGAAGAAGAAUAAAACCUUAUGUUUGCUACUGUUUGAUCCUGGAUGUCCUGCUCAAGAAAUGCAGAAACUGCUAAAACUAAGCAGUGACGGCACUAGUCUUAGACUACUUCGAAAGUUUAUGGGAAGCUUAAAAGAAAAGCAAUACCAGAUAGUCGCUGUAGAUGGCAUCCUCACGUUGGAAGAGAAAACUGGUCUCAGACAUGCUGUGCUGAAAAUCUACAGCUCUGAAAUAAAAAAAAGCUGUAUUAAAGAUGAACCAGAUCUGGGGUGGGAACAGGUUAUUGGUGAAGAUGUGAAAAAUGGACCCAAGGCAAAUGAUGAUAUGGAAGAAGAAAAGUUCUUACUCAAAAGGCAAACAGGAGUGUUAAGGCGUUCUAUCAGAACCUGAAUCAUGACAAAGGGAGAAAAGUAGAGCUGUAAAAGGCAAGUGCUUGUAAAUACCUUGCAUACAAGAAUGUGUAAAAUAUUUAGGCAAACAUCUUUAUAACCGUGUAAGCCAGCAACACUUUGUCUACUUCUGAAGGAAGUUUAGUGUGUAGAAAUUUUAGAGUGGAAAUGCCAAGU